CAAAUAGACUGUAAACUUGCUAUGAUUGUGAAGUCGGUCUGUUCUUAGGUUUAAGAAAAUAAUACUCUUACAAACAAUAGUCAGAGUAAGUGAUCUAUUAUUUGUGGAGGAAUAUGCGUAUCAACUGUAUUUUGUAAAUCAUGUCUGACGACGACGAGGGGCCUCGGAACUUUUCAGAAGAAUGGGAACGAAUAAGGAACAUUCGACGUUUUCGAGAGCUGUUCCACGGUCGUUUCUCUGAUGGCGAGUCAGAGACCAUUGUCGAUCACUUCAAUGGCGAUAUACAUCACGCGGUGUCAUUUGCCUUGGAAGCCCCCCAAGCAGAAAUCCAGGAUGUGUUAGGAAAUCACGGGUGGCGUGUAGUGCAGUACGUCCGUGAAAGUCAGUUGCUGCAAGACGUAGCGCGUAGGAACGAGAUCAGCGCAGAAAUCCGACAGUUCAGUUGCGAGCGAUGUGACCAUAUGUGGUGGAGAAAGGUUCCGACAAGAAAGCCCGUAUCCCGAUGUAACAAGUGUCGAAGUCGGUAUGACCCUCUUCCACGUGACAAAGAGUGGGGGUGGGCGAAGUUCAUCUGUCCAAACUGUGGAAAUGAGUUCCAUCAUUUUGGGGCGAUGGACGUUAGGCAACUAAGAAACAUGCACGGACAAAUGUUGCAUGGUAAAAGCAAGUGCCUAUGCUUUGGUGCCGGAUGUUACCCUCCUUCGCUGGUGGAGCCGACUGAGAUUCUGCCACCCAUCCGACGUCCGGAAAGGCGUAUUCGCAACGGUGUACACUGCUCGGCGUAUAAUUGCUUCCGGCGGUACCCUCCCAACCCUGACGAACCAAUAAUACCAGUCUGCGUUCACCCAGCGUCUCUCAGAAGAGUUCCGGUCAAUGUUCUGGUUCCCGCCGACAACCACGUGAGCACGGGAUCCACGGUUAAAACGUUCCUCACCCAGGACGAUCUGGCUGCACCUUACAGCCCAUAUGAGCCUAGUUUAGCGGAUAUCGAUGGUAGCGACUGAGGCAACGGAACCACAAAUUCUAAUCUAUGAAUUAGUUUAGGAUUUGGUUUUCUGUUAUCGUCGAUUUUCUCAGUCUUGCUUUGAUAGAUAUGAUACCAUUCACACUUACGUUUAAGACAUAUUGAGGGUUUCUUGUAUUUUUGCAUAUUGGAUGAUGGUUGACAAUAUCAAUACUAUUUGGCAAAGGUAAUGGGGAGAUAAUGAUGUCAUCUCUUAACAAAGCGAAGUUUUUCAUGUACUCGUAUUUCUGAAUGCAAGUAGCAAGGACUCGACAAGCUAUUAAUAUGCGAAUGUUCGGAAGGAAUACAAUUGUAUUGAUAUCAAUAAUUAUUAACCAUGCUUAUGAUAUGAAAUGACACUGGGUUAUUCAGUUGUUGCUAAAAAUGAACUGUAAAGGUUACUGUUUACUUCAAUCUGAAAACAAAAUAAUCACAACAACAUUUUACUUGUGACUAGGAAUGUUGAAAAUGUGUCAUAGAUUUUAAGCGUUACAAUCUUGCUAAUUGUGUUUAUGCUACUAAAGAACUGUUGACUAUUUUUGUUAAUACUUUGUGAUUGAAUUUGGGGCGUAUGCUUUUGUAUUUAUGUUUAUUUUACAGCGGGUACUUAAAUAUGUAUUAUAAAUGUAUAUGCUUUUAAAAUUGGGAUCACGCGAAAUCAAAAAAGGAAUCAUGGGCGAAACCAUGGCAUUAAUAUAAAUUAAUACAGAUUUACAUUUUAUGUAAUAUGUUGCCGUGAAAUUGUGUUAUGUUAAACACAUAUACAAUAAAAGGAUGAACGUCGUACUACCUAAACAUUAUGUUUCGACAACAUUCUCAAAUACGAGUGUUGACAUGUUUUUGGUGACAUAUCUUACAUUAAGUACAGUAUAUUAUAUAUAAAUAAAAUAUUCUUUCAUUUUUAAA
Molecule: messenger RNA, 1909 nt
Organism: Dreissena polymorpha
Lineage: Eukaryota; Metazoa; Mollusca; Bivalvia; Myida; Dreissenidae
Product: shiftless antiviral inhibitor of ribosomal frameshifting protein homolog
Exons: 8
Coding region: 141-1004 (287 amino acids)
Biological process (GO): innate immune response; viral translational frameshifting
Molecular function (GO): sequence-specific mRNA binding; ribosome binding
Source: RefSeq, a predicted model, not a curated record